AUGACCCUUGUUUUGUCGAUGCUUGUCUCGUCGCCACCGGUGCCACUGUCAUCGAUGUCUCACAUCGAUAGUAAUACUGAUCGUAGUCAUAUAACAAAUAAAUCAGCACCAUUAAUACCACCAACAAUCAUACCAAAACAUUUCAAUGUUCCAUUUGCUAUUCAACAUGGUUAUUUUCGGUGUAUUCGAUAUCUAUUACAGCUGUGUUAUGAUCCAAAUGAGCGCGAUGGUCAAUUGCGUACACCAUUAAUUCUAUGUUCGUACGUAGAGAAUGAUCGAUGGAGUUUAUCGAUUGCACAGAAUCUACUCGAAAAAGGAGCUAAAGUUGCAUUGGAAGAUCAUGCAAGACGAAAUGCAUUACAUCAUGCGUGUGCUCUUCAACGAAUGCAUCUCGUUCAACUAUAUUUAUCCUGUUUAGAUUUUAAUAUCGAGGCAAAAGAUUGUGAAGGAAAUACUUGUCUGCAUUAUGUAGCAAUUACGGGUAAUUGUGAAAUUGCUGACUUACUUAUGAAAACAGCAGAAAAAAUGGAUAUUCACCUUGAUCAAUGUGUUAAUCGAGACGGUUGUUCAGCAGCAGUUCUUGCGCUUAAAUAUGGACAUAUUGAAUGUGCUAAUCAAAUAACUCAUCGGGAUUGGGACGAAUUUUUCGUAGUACCUCGUCCUCUAUCGAUCUAUGAAAUUACACAGAAAAACGAUGAUAAUCACACUCGAAUCACAACAGGAUCAUCGAAAAAAAAGAGUCGAACAACUUCUAAUACUACGGGAACACCUAAUAAAAGUGAUAUUCGUCCGUCUACACUUUCGUUUGGUUUACUGAAAAUAAUUUUCAAUGAAAACGAUUCAAGUUAUUCAACACGUUUAGCUGGACUCUGCACUGAAGGUAAACCGCCACAUCAUCCUCGACGGAUACGACAUAAAAAACAAGAAACAUCGGAACGACUGAGUGAUUUCGAAAAGGCAGAAUCUACUUUACCUAGUUGCACACAUUAUUGUAGCACAGAAGCAUUGGUGAAUGAAUUACAAACUGUAACAAUAGCAAUUCCAGAGCGUAAAAUAACGUUUGACGAUAGUGAAGACGUUAAUAGUACGGCUCGAACAAGCCCACGAGUACAACUAUUAAUACAACAGCAUUUAAAUAAUAAGACAAAUCUAUCAACUGAAGAUACUCUCAUGUCGAAUAGUGAAGUUAAACCUAAAGUAAUGGAACGACACCAAUCGAGUUCAACUCUGAAUUAUCUUGAACCUUCAAGUUCGAUGUUUCAAGGUGGGUCGUCACAAAAUAAAAAUAAAUUACAACGUCCGAAAACUGCGAUCGUCACUCGCAAUCAAACAUCAGUGAAUGCCGUCGGUGUCCCAUCUCGUCUUAGCAGUGCAAAAAUGCCGCCAACACCAUUGCCUCGAAAAUUUAAGAAAAAAUCAACUACCAUCAAUCGCCCUAAAUCAGCGUCGGUUGUUCCUAAGUCACAAUUACAACAACCAUCAAGUACGAUAUCAGACGUGUCAUCAUAUUCUCAAACAUUAUAUGCUGGUCGUCCAUUAUCAGCUGCAUUACAAAGUCAUCAUCGUCAUCCUCCGCCUCCAAUUCAACGAAAAGUUGACUCGUCAUGUUCAAUUCGUGAAGCCAAAGGUGCAACAAGUCGAUAUAAUAAACCCGAAGAAUUAUUUGGCCUGAAACCCGAAGAACUUUUUGGUCUACAAGAUCAUCGACCGACAAUUAUGAAUCAUCGCAAAACAAAUGAUCAUACACGUUUAAAACGUAAUAAUCUACAACAAUCACCACCAGCAGCACAACAGCAUGGUUGGCAAGAAGAUGUUACUAAAUUAGCUGAUCUAUUUAAUAUACAUCAUAGUACAAAUUAUCGACCGUCUGCUAUGCCACCGCCAGUCGUCAUCGAAGAAAAUACACUCACUGAAUUAGCGCCAACUAUAAGAUUUCGACGAAUGUCAAUAUCAAAAAAUACGUUGGGUAUGUCACGUUCAUCACUAAAUCCUAAACAAUCAACAUUAGCAGCACUGAAUAUUCCUCGACGAAAUUCAAUCAGUCAACGUUCACCGAUCAAAGUGGCCAAUACAUAG
Messenger RNA from Rotaria socialis, 2076 nucleotides. Lineage: Eukaryota; Metazoa; Rotifera; Eurotatoria; Philodinida; Philodinidae. The record is from the annotation of a GenBank genome assembly.